This is a messenger RNA of Gongylonema pulchrum, 1263 nucleotides long. The record is from the annotation of a GenBank genome assembly. NCBI's taxonomy places the organism in Eukaryota, Metazoa, Nematoda, Chromadorea, Rhabditida, Gongylonematidae.
ACCGGUUUGUUGCUCAGAUUGUGCAGUGAUUGCUAUAAACGCUAUUCAGAUCAUUACUGUUCGAACGGAUCUUUCGGAAGAGAAGUCGAGGCCCCUGCACCACAACCAUUGGGAUCGCCCAUUCUUCUAGGUGAUUCACGGAAUGAGCCGAUACCCGGCGCAAAUUCAAGUUCCGCAUUGAGUCAGCCAGCAUUACGCUUCAAUCGAGUUUCCCAAUCAAACUGGUCAGAAUCAAGCUCCCGUUCACUUCGAAAGCCCAGGUGGUCACAAGUGAAACCUGGCAUGAAUGCUGCACAAAGUCAGCCGGGAGAAUACUCAACGUGGGAUCAGUCGACAUUAGACGCAGUUGCAAGCCUCGAGUUAGGACGUCAAAAACCAGAUUCCACGUCAAACUGGUCAGCAUCAAGCGGUAAAACCGACUAUAUGACUUCGUCAAAAUCAUUUCCCUGGAUGAGAGAAGAUCCAGCACCCGAAACACCAGAAUUGUUUCGUUGCUCUCGCGCAGAGACACUUUUCAGUAACAAUGUGAAUCAAUGGAUUAUGGUGGAUCGAGAAUUUUGCAUCAAAAAAUAUCCAGAUUUACUAUUGCUUAUUGUUGCAAUUACAUCAGUGCAUGAAACACAUUACCGCAGAACCAUUCGACAAACGUGGGGAAAACCAGCGCUCUACAAGAAUUUCAAAACAGCAGUGAUAUUUCCGAUCGGCCGCACAAAUAACGUCACUCUUCUGAGAUCAAUUAAAAAAGAGCAGAAGCAAUUCGGUGACCUGAUACAGCAAAAUUUCAUGGAUACAUAUCAAAAUCUGACGUACAAGACACUCGAAUGGUUGCAAUUUGUCGACGAAUUCUGUCCCACUGCUCAAUUCGUCCUGAAAAUUGACACGGACAUGACUUUCAAUUAUUUCAAACUUGUCUGGCCAGUAUCAGAAGAGGAAUAUUCCAGUGAUCAUUAUCCAUCAUACUGCAGUGGGAUGUAUUAUGUGUUUACAACAGAUCUGGUGAGACCACUGCUGCAGCAAGCUCCAUUUUGUACAUUCUUCUGGGUACUGUUCAGUCUUCAAAUCGAAGAUGUACACGUGACCGGUCAUUUGGGAGCAAUGGUCGGUGCAAAUUAUGAAGACUGGACCAUGAACACCACAUAUGACUUGCAAAAAUUACCGAGCUUGGUUAAAAAGCCCGAAAUAAUAUUUGGCAUGAUCUCAUCGUCAAGGGAACAUGAUCAGUUGUGGAAAAUAAUGCUUUAUACCUAUGAACCGCUGAUUUAA